UACUAGUUGGGAUCUUAACCCACUGAGCCACAACAGGAACUGCAAGCAGGCUCUGUCCUUCCCCCAUAAUCUCUCCAGGACGGGCACCGGCUGCAGGGGCUGGGCCAUGGCCCCCCAUCCCACCACCCUCCUGUGCUUCGCGCUCUGUCUGGGCCAGACGAUCCGCACGUGCCGAGGGGCCCUGCCCAGACCCUCCAUCACAGCUGAGCCAGGCCCUGUGGUCCCCUGGGGACAGCCUGUGACCAUCGUGUGCCAGGGCCCUGCUGGGGCUGAGACAUUCCACCUGCAGUACAAGGAGAAUACGCAUAAGUACAAGGAUGAGAGUAACACGAUUCAAAUUAGUCCACACCAGACAGCGGCCAGGUUCCCCAUCGCUGCUGUGAGUGAAGACACUGCCCGGUGUAAUCGGUGCUUCUAUUAUCAACGUGGCAUUUGGUCUGAGCCCAGUGAGGCCCUGGAGCUGGUGUUGACAGAUGAGGACGUCUCUGCUCUGCCCUCAGGGUGGCCCCAGGCUGCUGUCCCCAGCUGUGUCCUCUGCCCACGGGCCCGCAAGCCCCCUGGUCCCCGGUUCCCCCCCCCCCACACUCCUCUGCCUUCAUAUCUGGCUCAGUCCCUGGACCCUGGUCCCAUCCAGGCUCCACGAAGUCCUGGACACUCAGCCCCAGCAUCUCAGUGGACACCGAGCCGGACCCCUGGGCUGUGGGGAGUGGGCUUCCAGAGACGGGGAAGGAUGGAGCCCUUUCAAGGGACCCUGUGCCUUUUCCUUCAGGAUGGUGGAGCCCCUGAUGAAAUCAGUCUCCGACCCACAGACUCCAGCACCUGGACAGCCACCACCUCCCAGGAUUACAUGAUGGGGAACAGUGUCUGCCUGGGUGUGGCCGGUGUGGUCCUGCUGAUCCUGGUGGUGAUUCUGGCAGAAGCUGGGCACAGCUGGUGCGGCUCCCAACAUGGACCCCAGGGAUGGAGACACGAGGGUGCCCAGCAGAGGGACUGGACCCCAGGGCCCCAGGAAGGAUGUUCCCUGGGAUCCUGA
Messenger RNA from Sus scrofa (pig), 1033 nucleotides. The record is from RefSeq and is a predicted model, not a curated record. Lineage: Eukaryota; Metazoa; Chordata; Mammalia; Artiodactyla; Suidae.